UAUUCCUUACCUUUUGAAAAGGACAGAAAAUGAUCCUUUUCACCUUAAUUACUUCCACUUUUCUCACACCAUCCCUCCAUCUUUAUUCUCAUUCUUUUAGGUGAAAUUAAGCAACUGCAUUGGCACUCAUCCACUGAAUGGCCAACAGGAAAAAUGGCCAUGGAUAAUGUUACAGCGGUGUUUGAGUUUCUUCUUAUUGGAAUCUCUAACUAUCCUGAGUGGAAAGUCACAUUUUUCACAUUGGUGCUGAUAACAUACCUCAGCACAUUGUUUGGGAAUGGACUUAUCAUCUUUCUUAUCUACAUUGACCCCCACCUGCACACUCCAAUGUACUUCUUCCUUACUAAUCUGUCUUUCUUAGACCUUUGCUAUGGAACCAAUUCCAUGCCCCAGGCCUUGGUGCACUGUUUCUCUACCCAUCCCUACCUCUCUUACCGACGAUGUUUGACCCAAAUGAGUGUCUCCUUGGUCUUGGCCACAGCAGAGUGCCUCCUAUUGGCUGUCAUGGCCUAUGAUCGUAUGAUUGCCAUCAGCAAUCCCCUGCGCUAUUCCAUGAUCAUGAAUGGCCCAGUGUGUGUCUGGCUGGUGGCUACCUCAUGGGGGGCAUCACUUGUGCUCACUGCUAUGCUCAUCAUAUCCCUGCCACUUCACUUCUGUGGAGCUAAUGUCAUCAACCAUUUUGUCUGUGAGAUUCUUUCCCUCCUUGAGCUGGCCUGUUCUGAUACCAGCCUCAAUGAGCUUAUGAUCCUCACCACAGGUAUCUUCACCCUGCUCCUACCCUUUGGAUUUGUUCUUCUCUCCUAUAUCCGAAUUGCCACUAUUGUCCUAAGGAUUCGCUCAGUCCGGGGUAGGCUCAAGGCCUUUUCCACCUGUGGUUCUCAUUUGACUGUGGUGAUAAUCUUCUAUGGGGCAGCCAUCUCCAUGUAUAUGAAACCUCAGUCCAAGUCAUCCCCUGACCAGAACAAGUUUAUUUCAGUGCUUUAUGGGGCUCUGACACCCAUGCUGAACCCCCUAAUAUAUAGCUUGAGGAACAAGGAUGUUAAAGGGGCAAUGAGGAAAAUUAUGGCAAAAAGGACAUGA
This is a messenger RNA of Felis catus (domestic cat), 1080 nucleotides long. Its product is annotated as olfactory receptor 13H1. The transcript has a single exon. The record is from RefSeq and is a predicted model, not a curated record. Gene Ontology annotation, cellular component: membrane. Gene Ontology annotation, molecular function: G protein-coupled receptor activity; olfactory receptor activity. Gene Ontology annotation, biological process: G protein-coupled receptor signaling pathway. Lineage: Eukaryota; Metazoa; Chordata; Mammalia; Carnivora; Felidae. Bases 154 to 1080 code for a protein of 308 amino acids.